GUGUCAGUUGGGUUUGAUAAUGCAGAUCCUUUUUUUGACCUGUCUGACUUUAGGCCUGGCUUUAAAACAAAGUUUAGGAGUGUUUUCCGCAUCACAGCUUGACGACUGGAAUGACUCUCAACUUUUGCCCACCAUCCAGAAGCUGAUGAAAGGGUACAACCGCUACUUGAGGCCCAACUUCAAUGAAGGUCCUGUGGAGAUCGGGAUGAGUCUGGACAUUGCUAGCAUAGAUGCCAUUUCUGAAAUUAACAUGGACUACACAGCGACCAUCUUCUUGCGACAACGCUGGACGGACUCCCGGCUGGUGUUUCCUGGGAAUGAGAGUGUGAGCAUGGAUGGGCGGCUGGUCUCUCUGCUCUGGAUCCCCGACACUUUCAUCCCAGACUCCAAACGAUCUUUCCUGCAUGACGUCACCGUGGAGAACAGGCUCAUCCGUAUUUUCAGCAACGGCACGGUGCUCUAUGCGCUCCGCAUCACAGCCACCAUCGCCUGUAACAUGGACCUCACCAAGUACCCGAUGGACAGACAAGUGUGCUCCCUGCAGCUCGAGAGCUGGGGAUAUAACGUGCAAGAUGUGGUGUUUUACUGGACGCGUGGGAAUGACUCUGUCCGUGGCCUGGACACGCUCCGUUUGGCCCAAUACAGCGUGGAGAGCUACUACACCUCUGUGUCACAAGCUGUCUACGAGACAGGUUUGUAUCCAAGGUUGGUACUACAUUUCUCCCUGCGCAGGAAUGUGCUUUUCUUCAUUCUGGAGACCUAUGUGCCAUCCACCCUCCUGGUGGUGCUGUCCUGGGUGUCAUUCUGGAUCAGUCAGUCCUCGGUCCCAGCUCGCACCUGCAUUGGUGUAACCACAGUCCUCACCAUGACUACUCUGAUGAUGGGUUCCCGAACAUCCCUGCCCAAUGCUAACUGCUUCAUCAAGGCCAUUGAUGUCUAUUUGGGCAUCUGCUUCACUUUCAUCUUCGGGGCGUUGUUGGAGUAUGCCUGUGCUCACUUUUGUACAUUGCAGCAUCAGACUAUCAGUGACGUGCAAAGAGAUCUUCAGAGGGAGUUUGAUGAAUCUAACACUAAUGGUGCCAUACCAUUGGUUACCUCCAGCCAUCCCAGUAAGCUGAUGGAACAAAGCCCCAAGCAAGAAGGUGUCAGAAGCCAGUCCAUUUCGAGUAGAGAAGAGCAGGGAGGAACACAGCCGCUUAAAGGUUGCAGUCUGUCUUCAAUAAAAGAUAUCUCACGCAAAGCAAAAUCCAUAUUUAGCGUUGAGAAUCCUCACAACAUUGACCGGUAUGCCCGCACUGUCUUUCCGCUCUCUUUCUUCUUUGUUAAUGUGCUGUAUUGGCUUUAUUACCUGUUCAUCUAA
This is a messenger RNA of Scleropages formosus (Asian bonytongue), 1360 nucleotides long. It is a transcript of the gene gabrp, whose product is annotated as gamma-aminobutyric acid type A receptor subunit pi. Bases 20 to 1360 code for a protein of 446 amino acids. The transcript is spliced from 9 exons. Lineage: Eukaryota; Metazoa; Chordata; Actinopteri; Osteoglossiformes; Osteoglossidae. Gene Ontology annotation, biological process: monoatomic ion transmembrane transport. The record is from RefSeq and is a predicted model, not a curated record. Gene Ontology annotation, molecular function: extracellular ligand-gated monoatomic ion channel activity; transmembrane signaling receptor activity. Gene Ontology annotation, cellular component: membrane.